Molecule: messenger RNA, 1596 nt
Organism: Pseudomassariella vexata
Lineage: Eukaryota; Fungi; Ascomycota; Sordariomycetes; Amphisphaeriales; Pseudomassariaceae
Exons: 2
Coding region: 273-1466 (397 amino acids)
Source: RefSeq, a predicted model, not a curated record
GUGCAUGUAGUUGCAUAUUGCUGGGUCCUUUUUUAUGUUCUCGUUCGUUGUCGAUUCCUCGCAUAGGUCUUUCAGACUCGUAUGCUAUCUCUCCCUGACGAAGUACAAGAUCGUCCCAAGAUUAAGGGAAUAUUGUCUUAAGCCCCGAAGCUAUCUACCUUUACUCGAACGUCUGGACAUGCGCUGUCUCCUAACUACUGGCAACUACGAUAUCUACCUUCGAUCAGCAACCCAGUAUCUCCUGAUACCUCAGCACCCAUUACACCUCGACGAUGGCUUGCCAUGGUUGCCGUGCCAUGCCUUCCAAGGACAUCGCCGUUAUGGCUGCUGUAUAUAGUAGCGACCAAGGCCUCGCCAAAAUCAACAUUGUGGGACACCCCGUCGACACAUAUCCCAACAUCUUAGAAGAAGGCAUAUACAUCUUCUACGGAGACCGAGCUCUUCAAGUUGCUGCCACACCAUGCGACCGAAAAACCUGCCUUAGGUACUCCAGAUAUUCCGUCUGCUCUUGCCAGAGCAAUUACUUCCACUCUGAACAGUUCCACCAGUCCAAGAUCCGAGGCGAUAGUUUCAUCCAAGGGCGAGAGCAAGUCGAGCCAUGCAGAGAUUGCCUCUUUGAUUGGCUCAACCUCCACGAUAUCGCUCGGGCGGCCAAGAACCUUUACUUACAACUAUUGCAUGCCCCCCGAACACUUUCGUGGACUACGCAACCCGGAGAGCUUGAGAUGCUUUACGAGGGAGAAAUCCAGGGGAUAUCCGACGAUCACUUUUCCGGCGCGGUGGAAUUUCCUCCUCAUUUUAUCGAGUGGAUGCAAAUAGCUUGGUUCGAAUUCCUCAAUCAAGGCUGCCGUCGAUCAAGCAAGGGUCCCUCGACAACUUCUUCCUCCAGCGGCACUUACUUAACAAGCUCUGCACCGAGCGAAUUUUCUGCCAAACCUCCCGGCUCAUUGUCCCAAAAGUCCGCUGGGAAAGAUGACAAUAUUCACAGUAGACUUACUAGCAACGGAGGUUAUCCUGAUUCCCCUGCCCACAUCCAUACCUUCAACGACGACUCUAACGCAAGCUGGGAUGACUGCGGCAUUCCCAUCCGCGACCAGGCCCCAGAACCUGACGAUUUCGACUUCUUCAACGACAUCAUCAAGGAGGAGUUUCCUGCCGUCUGGGAUAAAGUCGAGUCCAAUACCGACAUCGACAGACGCAAAUGGCCUACGAGUACUGUGCCCUUCGAUCGAUGCGUCUUCCCCUCGUUCUGGCCUGACCAACUCUGCUCGCGGAAAAGAUCCAUUUUCACGUCUGCCAAUCAAGAUGUUGAAGGCUUUGGAAGCUUGCUGGGUACCAUAGAGAGGGUUCACCAACUUAUCGAAGUUCAUUGUAGAGAAGCGGAGACCACUGCACAGUCCUGGUCAAUCCAAGACGAGAGCCGGUCAUCACAAGGAUGCCAACUCCAUCACAACAGACAAACAUAAUGGAAACGACCUUGCUGGGCAGCAACAAGUCACCCCAAGCGUCAAGAGGGCUCACGUCACUUCAUGUCUCUCGAUUUCAACAUAAAACACGGAGACUAACCCCACGGAACAUGGCGCACCACACCACGCC